Molecule: messenger RNA, 1455 nt
Organism: Capronia epimyces CBS 606.96
Lineage: Eukaryota; Fungi; Ascomycota; Eurotiomycetes; Chaetothyriales; Herpotrichiellaceae
Exons: 1
Coding region: 1-1455 (484 amino acids)
Source: RefSeq, a predicted model, not a curated record
AUGGAGAAAAAUGCCGAACAUGCCAGCCUGAUGGGAGACGGCGGUGCAGUGGAUGCGGAAGAUGCAGUCAUUGACAUGGACAGCGUGCGUGAUGAACCCGGUGGCCUUGCGAGUAGCAUCAAGCCUCCUUUACGAUCCCAGCCGCAGCCAACCACCACGACCGGUGUCCAGAUGAGAUGGUUGUUGUCGUGGCGCUUCCUCCACCCGUUGGCGUGGUUCAUUGUCUUCUGCGUCACUGGGCCACUGAUGGUGCACCUUCUUUUUGCGCUCAAGAUCAAUCGCCUGCUUUACGACAUCGACAUGUCCCUCGACCUGGAAGACCUUGCGGCUUGCGACGUCCAGGAGGUCUGGAGCUCGUGGUCGACCCUCUUUCAAAUCAACGUCCGCACGGGCGAUCUGUCCUUCACAGCGGCCAAAAUCGUCGACAUUGCAUUCGACCUGGUCGUCGGUCGCGUCGGACAAGUCGUGUUGGGGUGGAUGUCCUAUCGCGUUUACACCGACGUCUUUACUUUCCUCGCCGAAAGGCAACCCGUACCGUAUCCCACGUUCACAAAGAUCACGGUGGACCCGACCAGCUUGUCGUCACUCAAGACGUACCUGCUGGCCUUGUUCUCCAAGAACGGCUCCAAAUUGACGCUGCUGUGGCUGAUCGGGACCGUCUCUUACCUCUUGGCCCUUCCCACCAUCGUGUCGGCGUCGACGUCCCUCGUCGGUGCGACCGCGUACGCGAUCGAGCUCCCCACCAAUGCGACCGUGCCGGUUCUCGAAUACCUCUAUAGCGCGGCGUACAAGUUCACCAACUCGGGCCUCGCGGAUAAACCGAACCCGUGGUUCGUCUACGUCUCGGAGAUCCACAAGCUCCCGGCGAAGGUCAGCGAAGAGCACCUCGACAUCAUGUACCUCGACGGCACUAACUGGAGUGGGACUGAUCGGAACGACGUGCUGGUGGUGAACAGUACCACGUACACCAUUAGCAACUCCACCCUCGUCGACGCGGGCUUCUACUACGACGACGUCUUUUACCCGAUCGACCCGGCCAAGAACCACGGCUUCAGCACCCUGGUCGGGGACCAAAUGAUCUGUGUCCCCGUCGGCAACCGCUAUCAAUGGGGUGCAUCGUACGAGCUGUUGUGUCUCAUUGUCAUUUGUCAGAUUCUCUGGUCGGCGGCCAUGUUGGUGGCGUGGUCGAUCGCCUGCAUGAGCAGCGCCACCAUCCAAAGUGGGAGGAAGAUGGGCCUGUACACGGCAAUUCUGCUGCUGGCACAGCCACUGCGAGAAAAGAUGAAUGCGAGACCAGCGGGGAAUGGGAAUGACGACGUGAACAACGAGAAAGUGGUCAAGAGCAUUGUCAAAACGAUUGGUCCGGUGGUGUACGACGGUGGAUUCGAGACCAGUGACCAGGAAGGAGAGGCUGGGAAAACUCGAGGCUAUGCCAGGCUCAGGGAGCAUAUAUGA